CAAGUAUUCGGAAAAGAUGAUAAAUGCACGAAAUGGUGACAGGAAUUCCCCAGGCUACAAUACCUGGAAGCGUGGUCAAGGACUUAAAAAUUCUUUCAAAAACUAUGGAGAAGUAAGAGUUUGGGGAUGGAGAGAAUUGGUAAGAGUUUGGUGGCAAUGGCAAGGUUUCUGGCGAAGAAGAGUGAGAGUUAGCUUUGAGAUCAAUUUCUAUCCUUCUCAAAUGCCAACUUGAGCCCCUAGACAUUUUAUUUUUAAACUUGAUCGAUGAUUUUCUUCCUCUAUUCUUGAGAAAAUGGUGAAACAUCAUCUGGGCUCUAAGAUUUGUACCCUCUUCUUUCUCUGUUUACUCCACUUUUUCGUUUUUGGUCAUUGUCAAUCCCAUUCAAGCGAUGCUUCAAUAAUGCAGGCCUUGAAAUUGAGCCUCGGCCUCGACCAACUGGGUUCACUCUAUUGGACUGGCUCGGACCCGUGCAAUUGGCAAAACGUGGGUUGCUCCAACGACGGACGAGUUAUCGAGAUCAAAGUCAGAUAUCAGAACCUCCAAGGGGGGUCUCUCCCUUCAAGCCUGGCCAACCUCACCGCCUUGCAAACACUCGAUGUCGCAUCCAACGAUCUCAGUGGUCCACUCCCAAGUCUCCAUGGCAUGAACUCACUCCAAAACCUCUUGCUCAGCAAUAAUAGCUUUUCUUUCAUUCCCUCAAAUUUCUUCCUCGGUAUGACGACCCUGGAAAAUGUUUAUCUUGACAACAACUCCUUUUCAGAUUGGCCCAUACCAGACAGUCUCCGAAGUGCAUCGACCCUCAAGGUCUUCUCGGCCAACGACUCCAAUAUCAACGGAAAAAUACCAGAUUUUUUUGGUGCUAACACAUUCCCAAAUUUGACGACUCUUCACUUGGAGUUCAACAACCUUGAGGGUGGGCUACCUGCGAGCUUUUCAGAUUCUACAAUUAAGUCUCUGAGGUUGCAUAACCAACGGAGUAUUUAUCAGCUCAACGGUUCAAUUGUUGUGAUACAAAACAUGACCCAUUUGACCGAACUGUGGUUGCAUGAUAAUUCCUUUUCAGGUCCAUUACCAGACAUUUCAGGUCUUACGAGGUUGCAGAGCUUCACUAUAAAUAGCAAUUACAUUACGGGUCAAGUACCGACAUCUUUGAUGCAUCUUCCAUCGCUUGAGAUUGUGAAUUUGACCAACAAUCUUCUACAAGGGCCAACCCCAAACUUUGACCCUUCUGUGGUGGUUGAUAUAAACAAGUUUGAUCGGACUAACAGUUUUUGCUUAUCUUCUCCUGGAGUUGAAUGUGAUCCCCGGGUGAAUACACUACUUUCAAUCGUGCAAUCAGUUAAUUAUCCGAUAGAGUUCGCAAAGAGUUGGAAAGGUAAUGAUCCUUGCAUCCAUUGGUUGGGGCUCACUUGCACUAGUGGAGACAUUAUUGUUGUCAAUUUUCAAAAUAUGGGUCUUACGGGUACAAUUUCUCCAAACUUCUCAUCCAUUACUUCGUUACAGAAACUAAUUCUCGCUAAUAAUAAUCUUACUGGUACUAUUCCGAAUGAGCUUACAACUUUACCUAAUCUUAGAGAAUUAGAUGUCUCUAACAAUCAGCUUUAUGGAGAAAUCCCAUUAUUUAAGAAUAAUGUGAUUAUAAAAACUGACGGCAACCUUCAUAUUUGGAAGAAUAGUGUUGCUCCAUCACCAGGGACACCUAAAACAACUCCGAAUAAUUUUGAAAGCAAUGGUAGUAAGUAUUCGAUUGGAGUGAUUAUAGGCAUCGUAAUUGGUGGUGUUUGUGUAGCUUUGGUAGUUGGAAUUGUUAUAUUUUAUCUAUACAGAGGUAGAAUAAAGUAUUCUAGUAAACGUCAUGUCAUUGAAGUUGAAAGCAUGGUAAUCUCUAUUCAUGUUUUGAAGAAUGCGACCAACAAUUUUAGCCAAGAGAAUAUAUUGGGAAGAGGUGGAUUUGGAACUGUCUACAAAGGAGAGUUGCAUGAUGGCACUAAGAUUGCAGUUAAGAGAAUGGAGUCCGGAAUGGUGAGUGAGAGUGGUUGGGAUCAAUUCAAAUCUGAGAUUGUUGUUCUUAAUGAGAUUCAACAUAGGCAUUUGGUUUCAAUUCUAGGAUAUUGCUUGGAUGGAAACGAAAGACUACUUGUUUACGAAUACAUGCCUCAAGGGACUCUUAGUAGGCAUUUGUUUCAAUGGAAAGAGGAAGGGUUGAAUCCCCUUGAAUGGUUGAAAAGGUUGACCAUUGCUUUGGAUGUAGCCAGAGGAGUUGAGUAUUUACAUAGUUUAGCCCAUCAAAGUUUUAUUCAUAGGGAUCUCAAACCAUCCAACAUUCUUCUAACAGAUGAUAUGCGUGCUAAAGUUGCCGAUUUUGGACUUGUUCGCCUAGCUCCAGAUGGGAAGUCUUCAGUUCUAACUAAACUAGCAGGAACUUUUGGAUAUCUCGCACCAAAAUAUGCAGUGACGGGACGGGUAACAGUUAAAAUUGAUGUGUUCAGCUUCGGAGUGAUUCUACUACAACUAAUUACUGGAAGAAAAGCGGUAUUUCAACUGGAGCCCCAACAAGAUGAGUGCAUUGAUCUUGUCACAUGGUUCCGUAGAAUACGUAUCUACAAAGACUCAUUCCAAAAGGCCAUCGACCCAACAAUUGAUCUUGAUGAAGAAACACUUGCUAGCGUCAACACUGUUGCUGAGUUGGCUAGUCAAUGUUGUGCAAAGAAACCCUUACAGAGGCCCGACAUGGCCCAUGUAGUCAAUGUACUUUCAUCUCUUGUUGAGCUUUGGAAACCGCUAGACCCUCAUUGUGAUGAGGGAUUUGGAUCCUUUGGAGAGAUCAAGCCAACACAUCAUAGCCACACAUUUCAAAAUGAGUGGCCUCAAUUUUUCAACGACACUACAAGUUCUAGUCGUAAUUUCGGGGGAUCACCACAUGCUCAAGGUCUGAAAGUACAACCAUCAGUGACAUGGUGAUCAUGGGCACGAAAAUUGUGCAAAUGAACAUAUGAAAAGUACCUGACGCUUCAUUUGUUUCACAAAAAAAUAUUUCUACCGAAAACUUUUUUCAAAAAAUGUUUCCUUUUGUUUUUUAUUUUUUAUUUUUUUAUGUCUAGUUGAAAUCUUGAAACUUAUGUGCUAGUGAUUGUAUUAUUAGCAGUAGUGGUUGAGUGGCGGCAGCAACAGUGGUGAUUAUGGUAGUAGAGGUGUAGGUAGGUGGUGGUGGUGAUGAGGUAGUAAUGGUCAUGGAGACGGUGGUAGUGGAGAGGUGUUGGUGAUGGUUGUUGAGAUUUAUCGCACAUUCCUGAAUGUGAAUGGAAUCACACCACACAUACACCAAAGAUAAAAAUUAGCCGCACAAAGAUUGACGUGGUUUGGCGUACAUUGCCUUCAUUCAAGUAAGUCCUCUGUACCUCCAUAGCAUAUGCUUGUGUCUUUGCAUUGUCCCUUUUAGUAAUCCAAGUCUCUGUGUUCUUCAUAUGCAAAA
Molecule: messenger RNA, 3473 nt
Organism: Camellia sinensis
Lineage: Eukaryota; Viridiplantae; Streptophyta; Magnoliopsida; Ericales; Theaceae
Product: receptor protein kinase TMK1
Biological process (GO): protein phosphorylation
Molecular function (GO): ATP binding; protein kinase activity; protein binding
Source: RefSeq, a predicted model, not a curated record